GUGCGGGGGGGUGUAUAUAUGUGUGUGUCACUGUGACGUGUGGGGGUGUAUCUAUGUGUUAGCCCGUGUGUGUGUGUGUGUGUGUGUGUGUGUGAUCCCAUAUAUGCAAGGGUGUGUGUUGCGUGUGUUUCCACAUGCAUCAUUCAUCUCUGCGUAUCCUGCUCCCGCCCCCAGCGCACAGCCCUGGGCUGAGAGCCAUUCGCCCCUGGUGCGCAGCCAGGUAGCCAGUGCCUAGCCAAACGGCCUCUGUUCACACUCAUGUGCUGAGUCCCCCCACUGUGAUUAGGGGUGUCUCAGUGGGGAGUGGGUUAUCUGUACUUACUUUCCUGCUGCUGAGACUCCUUGACACCCCCGCCCUCCCCUUGCACCAGGGUCCCCCUUAUUCUCUUUUGUUGUCUUUCCCACCAUCCACCCCACUGAAUCAGUGCAGAUGUUGGCUCCCUUGAUGCCGCACUGAAAGCCGGUGCUCGCCCAAUGCCACGCCAGCAUUCCUCUUUCCAUGGUUCAUGUUUGGUUCAGUCACGUAAAGCAAACGCCUCUCAGAAAGGGCUGGCGGUUUCGAGGGGCUUGAGUCUGCUCCCAAUGCCAGUGGAUUUGGGCGGGGGGCUGUGAUUCCUUCAGAGGAACACGUUGCUCACUUUGCAGCAUGCCUCUCCUCAGCUCCCUGUUUCCUUGCUUGUCUUGGGAUUCAGUCAUACAAUGCUGAAAACAAUUUUCUCAGUUUUUUAGAGAAUAGGAUUUCCUAGUUGUGUUACUUUAGAAGCACUGAUUUCUCUCUCUCUAAACAUACUGCCAUUAUACAUGCACAUGCAUGUAAUAAAAUGCUUCAAAUUUUAAUUUGUUUCCAUUCCAAACAUCCCAGUUUUGGGGGAAAUGUCAGAACAUAUGCUCUGUAAACCAUUUCCUGAUUUAAAAUGAUUUUCCCUCCUCACCAAAAUGAGGUCCAUGAGAUCUUUUGGUUGUGUAUCUUACCAUUUUGUAUUCAUCACUCUGUUCUCCUUGGAAUCUAAUGUCCUUUUUAUUGGGCAAGGGGUUUUUGUGUUUAAUAUGAAUCUUUCUCUGUCUCUCUCAGUGAAGGGGUUACUUCUGAGGAAAUAGAGAUGCUGAGUGAGACUAUUUUGCACAGACAAUUCUGUUUCUACAUCAGUCUGCUUACUCACCACCACCCUUCUUCCCUGGGGGGAGGAGGAGUUGGGAAGCAGUUUUAACAGCCCUUCAUUCCUUCCUUCCCCAAACACACCUUGGUCAUUGGGGCAUCAGCUAGUUAUCACCCAUUAUAGGAACAGGCGAGCGUAAUCCUCAUCACCCCUUCAUUUGCUUUGUGGGAUCCACUACAGACAUCUUCCCUCUUUUGGGGUGCAGAGCAGAGAGACACUGAAAGGACUUCAUUUCCAGAUUCUUCUCAGGAGGUACUAGAAAGACAGCAUUUCAACUGAGAGAAUCCGGAUCAAAACAGCAUUUGCUGAGGACACUGAAAGAAGCACCCAUCUUUGGCAUUCCUUCAUCUCCCAUUCGUGCUCCUCAGAUCUCUGAAGCUUCGUUGAAAAGAAACCCCGGAGGUUGCAAGACCUAGUCCAAGAUGUGCAGCUCAGUUGCUCCCAGGCUGUGGUUUUUAACAGACCGUCGCAUCAGAGAAGACUACCCUCAGCAGGAGAUCCUGAGGGCACUCAAGGCUAAGUGCUGUGAAGAGGAACUAGAUUUUCGGGCUUUGGUGAUGGAUGAAGUAGUACUGACCAUUGAAGAUGGAAACCUCGGUCUCCGGGUAAAUGGGGAGCUUGUUACUGCUUACCCACAGGUAGUGGUGGUACGUGUGCCAACACCCUGGGUGCAGAGCGACAGUGACAUCACAGUUCUCCGCCACCUGGAGAAGAUGGGUUGUCGGUUGAUGAAUCGGCCCCAAGCCAUCCUCAACUGUGUCAACAAAUUCUGGACCUUCCAGGAGCUGGCUGGUCAUGGUGUGCCUCUCCCAGACACUUUCUCGUAUGGUGGUCAUGAGAAUUUUGCCAAAAUGAUUGAUGAGGCAGAGGUUCUGGAGUUCCCCAUGGUGGUGAAAAACACGCGGGGUCACCGAGGAAAAGCUGUAUUCCUGGCACGAGAUAAGCACCAUUUAGCAGACCUGAGCCAUUUGAUCCGUCAUGAUGCCCCCUACCUGUUCCAGAAAUAUGUCGAGGAGUCCCAUGGCAAGGAUGUUCGUGUCAUUGUAGUAGGAGGUCGCGUGGUGGGCACCAUGCUCCGCUGCUCAACAGAUGGAAGGAUGCAGAGUAACUGCUCACUUGGCGGUGUAGGGAUGAUGUGCUCACUGAGUGAACAAGGCAAGCAGUUGGCAGUCCAGGUGUCAAACAUCCUGGGGAUGGACGUAUGUGGCAUCGACCUACUGAUGAAAGAUGACGGCUCAUUCUACGUCUGCGAGGCCAAUGCAAAUGUAGGUUUCAUUGCCUUUGACAAGGCUUGUAAUCUAGAUGUAGCUGGUAUCAUAGCGGACUAUGCCGCUUCUCUCCUUGCCCCCGGUCGCUUGACGCGGCGUAUGUCCUUACUCUCUGUGGUGUCCACGGCCAGCGAGACUAGCGAGCCAGAGCUGGGCCCUCCAGCUAGCGCCGCUGUCGACAAUAUGAGUGCUAGCUCCAGCUCUGUCGACAGCGACCCUGAGACCACGGAGAGAGAGUUGCUCACCAAGCUCCCGGGGGCUCUGUUCAACAUGAACCAGCUAAUAGCCAAUGAGAUCAAACUCCUUGUAGAGUGAUGCCACGUGUAAAUACAUGACCAACGUAUCUCUUGUAAAUUUUUUAAAACCGACUUGCAAUGCUGUUUAUCGGAGAAGCUCAGGGAGAUGAAAGGAAUGGGGAGGGAACCAGUCAUGGGAAUGAGAUUUUUUUAAAAGGUUUCAUAGGUGCAUAUUCUGUGGUUGCUAUUUUUCCUUUUUAAUUCUUUAAAACAUGGCAUCAGUUUCAUUCCUGUAAUUGGGGAUGCGUAGUUCACAGCCCACAAAGGGAUUUUAUUGGAUGCAGCUGUGGUCCCAAGUCUUGUUGCUACCUGCAUUCAAGGGGCAACACUGUAGCACAAUCACACUUCUGGUUUUGGAAAGCUGUUUCACAACUCUCCAGAAACUUCUGUGAAAUUGUGCAGUUGUCUCUAAGAUCUUGAUUCUGUCAGUUGUGGAGUGCCUCUUACCUUGUGAAAGUUGAGGUGAUUUAAGACCUGAUACUUCACAGGUGCUGAGCUCCUGCUGUUGUUUAAAAAAACAAAAAGACCCAUUUUGACUUUGUAGGAUCUGGUUCUGAAACAAUGAAGCAAGACAAAGUAUUUGUUAAACUUGAGCUUUCAGUGCAAACCUGCGACUUCUGCUAUUUCAGUAUUAACUGACAGCUUUGUGUCCAUAUUUGUUUAUAACGCUUUUGAAGGGGGAUUUUUAAUAUUUGUGUUUUUUAUCAUCUUAAAUCCUGUUUUUUGGCAGAAGGUGUAUAGGAGAAUUGGUCACGUUUUAUUCAUGGCAGAAGUGGCAUGUUUUAACUAUUUUUGCAUGAUUGGAGGAGAUAAACAGCACUGUAAUGUUUGGUGUACAAAAUAAUGUUUAAUCCAAUGUGAAAAAAAGAAUUACAUUAGUUUAAAACAAACGUGCAUUGACUUGUGUUUGUUAGUGUUUUAGUCUUUUUGAGAGAGAUGCUAUGUUAAUGUUCCUUUUUUUUUUUUUAAUACAUGCUAAUCCAACACUCCCUUCUCUAUGCCUGCAUCUUUAACAGUGGCCAAAGUGAAAACACUGCAAACUGUUUGUUAACAGAACACAGAAUUGAAGCCUGAACAUCAUUCUUUUUUUUGGUCAUUUUAGGGGGGAAAUCUGGUACAGUAUGGAGGAGGGAAAAGGUAGUUGAAAACUCCAAAAUACCGAGAAACUCUUUAGGAUAAAACUGAAGGUCACUCAAUACCAGUAUUACUAGGCUUGCACUUCCCAAGUUGAAACUAUCUCAUUUUCAAUGUUAAUGGAAUUCCAAAGAGUUGUAUCCAGGGGGAAAUAUGCAGUUCUUAGGGUUUGGGAAACUGUGCAGCAAAUUAAAACAUAAUAAUAAUAAUAAGGUUCAGCCAGAAUUAAAAUAUAACCAAAGGACACAAGCAGUGAUUAAAUGGUUCCUAGACCCUUCUGUGUGCGUGGGUGUCUGCACGUGUGCACGUGCGUGUGUGCACGUAUGUGUGUGCCUGUGCACUUUGCUCUAUCUCUUUGGUUUUUGGGCUGUUCAGCUCCUAAUUUUCUUUCCAGGCUGCCUGAUUUUCCUCACUCCUCCUGGCUGCGCAAUUUCUUAUUCAGUCUGAGCUGUUUUGAAAAAGCAGGAACCAAAACAGCAAUGCUGAGUCCAUUUUUAAGUCCUCAUCUUCCUCAUCCCUUUCUUACUCUUCCUUCCCUCUGGGUUCAUAAAGCACUGAAACUAUAGAUUAUAUAAAUAAAUACAAGCCUUUUUUGGUUUUGUUUUUUUAAAGAACAAAACAUAAGACGUUUACAACUCAAAGGCAAUCUUGUGAAAAUAGGGUUUGUUUGAGGGGGGAGUCAUGCGCGUGCAAUGCUGCUGUUAUCUGGAUACUUUAAAGGAGGAGCAUGUCCCAGGUACCCUCUGAGGCUCUGCACUUCCCACCUCUCUGGCCCCUCCUCACUUCUCUGCCGCUGUGCUGUUUCACCUUCACUGGGACCUUAAACAAACACUACAUGGACGCUACACAGAGAGACUUCAAGAGGCAAUAAACAGAACAGUAUUAACCUGCUUUCAUGGAGGUUUGAUCAUGCUUAUUUGUACAGUAUGGUUUUCCUUUUUUAUUUUAAGAUGGAAUGUAAAAAAAUGACCUUUUUUUGUAGAAUUAAAUAUUAUUAUUAAAAUCAAGUGAAAGGUUGACUGUUGGUGUGAACAGGUGGACUGGACCAGCUGGUUCAGCAACAAAAGUUUCAGCAACAAGUUUUCAGCAAUCAGGGUCUUCCCUGCCUUUAUUCCCAAGCCUUCAGGUGCACAGGUUAUCACAAAAGAAAACAAAAGAUUUCACUUUAUGACCCGAACAAAUAUCCCAACAUGGGUUACAUCCAAUCCAAACAACUAUCUGGUAAGCUCUGUCUUCUCAGAGUCCCUUCUCCCAUCAUCUAAUUAUCAAAGAGCUGUUUUUUUGGAGUUUCCUGUGUUCUCUUCGACAUCCUGAUUUGAGUCUUUAGUUUCUACCCUAUAUUAGUGCAUCCUGAACACCUGUGGGGCAAAGGAGCAGAGCUGACUUCCUGUCAGCUGGCAGAAAUCUUCAAAGGCCUCUGCACUAUUGCUACAGUUAGUUAGUAAGUAGAGCUUUUGCAGGAAGAUGCUCGUAACCAAACUUCCUGGGUGGGCUUGAGUCCCCACACUGGGUAGGCAUGAAGGAAAAUGCCACAACAGUAGGGAAUCUCUUCCUGCUUCUCACCUUUAAGAAUUUCCUAAUCACAUUUUAAAGCUAUACAAGUUUGCUUAGUAAAACAUGUGAUUUAUUCUAAAACACAAGCAGGUAGCUAGCUCCCUUGUGAUGAGGUGCUCAUAUCUGAUUAGUGUUAAUACUGCAAGAUUGGAAAAAAUUGUGCAUACAUUGCUCAGAAGGGAAAAGUCGGAGUUAAUAACCUCACACAUACUCAUUUAGACAGCAGUUGAUACUGCUUACAAAUGCUUUGCUGAUGAUCCAGUGAUAAAAAUGGGCAAACCUCUAUGGUGUACAUCUCCCCUGCUUACCCAUUGCUUUGGGUCAGCAAGAUGUAUAAGCGGGGAAAGAAAAAAUGGGUUUCAUAUUUUUAUCUGUAAUACACAACUAAAAAAAAAUCAAGCCCAUCCCAGCCAGGGAUUGUCUCUGUCACAUUUAAGCCACACAGCCAGAUGAACACUAUGGGCUGUACUCCCCUCGCUUCCAUAUUCUGAGGAACACUUGUCAUACUCCAAUAUUUUAAAAGCACUAUUGCAACCUAUUACAUUCUGGUUUGAAAGCUGAUAUUGGGAAUGGCAGGUAAUCAGCCUACACUGAGUUUUAAAAGUGUCAAUGCACAUCAAUUUAUAACUUGAAGACCAAGUACAAAUUUUGGUUUGCAAAAACAAGUUUUUUCAACUGAAUCUGAUGGAAAUCCUUAUGCUGUUUGCAACUGUUUUUUGUUUGACCUGUUUUUUUUUCUUUUUCUGUUUGCAUGUGGAGACUUUUCUUCAGCUGGUCAUGUGUUUACUAUUUCUAUCACUAUGUCAAGUCAGGUUAUCUAUAUAGCUUUGUAUAUUGUUAAGCCUUGUAUUUACUGCACCAAUGUGUUUUUAUAAAACCUUUCUCUGGAUUGCUACAAUGCCUCAUCUGUAACGUGAUGGAAGAUCAGCACUACAUACACGCAUGAACUGGUCAUCUUUUUGUUCUGAGUUAAUGAUCAAGCCUCCAAUGGCCUUUCUCCUGCCCUGCCUCAGUGAUAUCUUUUAAGUGCAUUAUCUGCUCAAGAAAUGCCUCUGGAACUUCUGUAUAUGUCAGGUGCAAAAACAGGGUACUUCAAAUGUUGCACAGGACGUUUAAAUCAAAUGCAUGGCAUCAGUGACUCUUUUCGAUCCUCCUCCCCUCCCCUUGUAAAGGGCUUCAGUCAGUAAAAUAUGUAUAGGGUUUUGAGGGCCUAGAGAGACUUUGUGAAAGUAAACUGUAUGUACAGUAUCUUUCUCAUGGCUCACUCUUUUUGAGAAGGUUUAUGGGCUAUAUGGCUGGUGUGAGAGACACGACCACUCCUGUUCUCUCUAUGGAAUUGUAGGUGCUCGGACAGGUAACCAAUGUUGCUACUGUCUUUUUCUUCUUUUUUUUAUUUUUCCUUUUCUUUUUUUUCCCCAUUUUUAAUUUCUCUGUUCUAGGAAUUCUUUUAAAAUGUAACAUUGCAGGAUUUAUAACCAGGUGUUUGCUGCUUUUUCUUUGUUAUAUUCUUUGUCUUUCUUGACCUUGGAGGGCAAUUUUUGGAGUGUUCUGAUAUUAGAUAUUAACUAGCCUGCUGAGAGAAAUCUCAAAACCCCUUGUAUUACAGUUUUUUCAGUUGAAAUGUUUUGUUUGUUAAAACUAAAGUCUCAAACUGAUGUGCGGUUCUCAGGUGGUUUUGUAAACUAUUCUACUUUGUGCGUAGGAAAUGUCUUCUAACAGUUCAUACUCUUACUGUUCUUUGCAAAACU
Alligator sinensis (Chinese alligator) is the source of this 7157-nucleotide messenger RNA. It is a transcript of the gene RIMKLB, whose product is annotated as ribosomal modification protein rimK like family member B. Gene Ontology annotation, cellular component: cytoplasm. The record is from RefSeq and is a predicted model, not a curated record. Gene Ontology annotation, biological process: protein modification process. Lineage: Eukaryota; Metazoa; Chordata; Crocodylia; Alligatoridae. The transcript is spliced from 6 exons. The coding region runs from base 1580 to 2740 and encodes 386 amino acids. Gene Ontology annotation, molecular function: metal ion binding; ATP binding; ligase activity, forming carbon-nitrogen bonds.